AUGAACGCACGAAGCCUACGACGAUUAGCGGCAGAUCAUGGCAGUCUCCACAGCGAGCCUCUACCUCCAAACUACCUCUUUCCAGCCUCCUCUACCAACGACGACGACCUGACACAGCUGGACGUACUGCUUGCUGGACCUAGCCAUACGCCCUUUGCAGGAGGACUGUUCAAGCUCCAUCUUACCAUACCUCCAAACUACCCACAACAACCUCCCACGGCACAUUUCCGGACUCCAAUCUUCCAUCCCAAUGUUGAACCACAGACUGGAGGCGUCUGUGUGGAGACAUUGAAGCGUGACUGGGAUGUCAAGCUCACCCUCAGGGACAUCUUGGUCGUCAUAUCAUGUCUACUCAUCCAGCCAAAUCCGGACAGUGCACUCAAUGCAGAGGCGGGCGGUCUGAUACAGGAUGACUACAGUGCAUUCGGAAGGCGGGCGGGACUGAUGACAAGCAUCCACGCGAAAGUCCCGGUUGAGCUACGAGAUGCUGUGACAGAGGCGCGGAGCAGAGGCCAUAUCACGGAGAUGGAAGCUCAAGUAGAGGACAAGGUCGAUAUAAUGGACUUUGCUUCUGUACAGCCAGCAGCUCCAGCUAGGCACAGGAGACCAAUUGCCACGGCGCGACAAAGAGGCACUACCGGCCUAAGAAGGAGUGAAGGCUCGCCCACUGGCGUCAUUGGCAGACGACGAGCUCGAAGUCCGCCACAGCAGCCUUUUGUGCUCCAAGCUAGGCAGGAUGAUAUCUUCGGCGACUUGCCACGCUUUCCCGCGCUCCAGCAGCCAGCUCCUUCAGUAUCGGACGACGACAGCAUGCACGAUGCCGAUCAGGAGAACGACGAGGCCUUCUCCCCGGCGAAACCACAAAGUACUCCCAAAGCAGCCACUCCACGUCGACCGCAAGGACCAGCUAUACCACUUGGCGAGUUGUCAAUGGAGGAUGUCGAGUCCGACGACACAGAGGACGACAUGGACAUUACUGAGUACCCGCCCAGCCCACGCAAGAGUCCUUCGAAGAGCGCGCAGAAGCCAAUACGAAGACCGGAUCUAUUCAACAGGCCAGAAAGCAGCCGCGAUGCACUCCGACGAGCACCAAACAUCACGCCACCCCAGACGAUCGACGAACCACUAGCCAACGGCUCACCCUUUGCAGCUUUCCGCGAUUCGACGCCUUCGCCACGCAAAGUCAGAAUUGCACGACCUACGAGUCCUGGCCGAGCACCUGCGAGGCUUGCUGGGUUGUUCGCUGGUGUCAGUACACUGAAGGAUAGAGGUGCAGUCGUGAAAGCUAAGUCGCCUUCAUCGAUCAACAGGAAGCAGGAGGAGGAGUCGAGACGAGCGGAGCUGGACGCGAAGCUUUGGAUGCUGUGUGGUCAGGAUGUUCGACGUUGGAAUGAAGGAGACUUUGAUGAGCAGCCUUUUCCGCUGAAAGCGGCUCGUUGGUAG
This is a messenger RNA of Recurvomyces mirabilis, 1443 nucleotides long. RefSeq lists its product as uncharacterized. NCBI's taxonomy places the organism in Eukaryota, Fungi, Ascomycota, Dothideomycetes, Mycosphaerellales, Teratosphaeriaceae. The transcript is spliced from 2 exons. The record is from RefSeq and is a predicted model, not a curated record. Bases 1 to 1443 code for a protein of 480 amino acids.